Molecule: messenger RNA, 2025 nt
Organism: Nerophis lumbriciformis (worm pipefish)
Lineage: Eukaryota; Metazoa; Chordata; Actinopteri; Syngnathiformes; Syngnathidae
Source: RefSeq, a predicted model, not a curated record
AUGGCUCGAUUAUAUCCAUCUUUGGGGCGCAAUGGAUGGAAUGGCUCGUGUCAACAUGGGAAUGUCGCCAGUCGUUUAUGGAGUGUGGCUCAAAGAACUGUGCGACAAUCUGCCCCACGGGUGCCCAGACAGUCUAGCGUGACAAGGAGGUUCAUCCUUGCCCCAGCAGCACUUAUAGUCUGCGGGCGACUGUUUUGCCAGGCGGCACACUGUGAGGCAGAUUUCAACAACAACAUCCAAGUGGAGACAGUGACCAAAAAUCCCGAGUUCAAAUGGCACAUCCUGUGGGAGUUUGUGAAACCUCAGCUGUUUGCACUUACAUGUGCUGUUGUACUUGCUUUUGGUGCGGCCAUUCUGAACAUUCAAAUUCCAUUAAUGUUGGGGGAGCUGGUGAAUGUAGUGGCUCGUUACCUGAGGGAACACACUGGGAAUUAUGUCCAUGAGAUAAGAGGUCCUGCGUUUAAAUUGCUUGGACUCUAUGGCAUCCAAGGCUUACUGACAAGUGGCUACAUCAUCCUGCUAUCGAGGGUGGGAGAAAGAGUAGCUGCGGACAUGAGGAAAACUCUUUUUGCAUCCCUACUGAGGCAAGACGUGGCUUUCUUUGAUGCGAACAAAACUGGACAACUGGUUAAUCGCUUGACUGCUGACAUUCAGGAGUUCAAAUCUUCCUUUAAGUUGGUCAUUUCUCAGGGUCUGCGGAGUAUCACACAGACAGUGGGGUGCUUCGUGUCGCUUUACGUCAUCUCACCUAAACUCACAGGCUUGACAGUAGUGGUGCUUCCUUGUCUCGUGGGAGCAGGCGCUCUCAUCGGCUCGUUUCUCCGCAGACUUUCCCGUUUAGCUCAGGAACAGGUUGCCAAAGCAACUGGAGUGGCCGACGAGGCACUUGGAAAUGUCCGAACAGUGAAAGCCUUUGCAAUGGAGGAACGGGAACUACAGUUGUACGCAUACGAAGUGGAAAAAUCUUGUGAAAUGAAUGAAAAUCUCGGGACAGGAAUAGCAGUUUUCCAGGGUCUUUCAAACAUUGCCCUCAACUGCAUUGUUCUUGGAACCAUUUUUGCAGGUGGAACUCUAAUUUCAAACAAUGAAAUGUCCCCUGGAGAUCUUAUGUCUUUCUUGGUUGCUUCGCAGACUGUACAGAGGUCCUUAGCCAGUAUAUCUAUCCUUUUUGGGCAAAUGGUGAGAGGCACAAGCGCUGGUGCUCGCGUUUUUGAAUAUUUGUCCCUGAAGCCUUCCAUCCCCCUUUCUGGCGGAGGUCGUAUACCGUACCAUUCGCUGACAGGAAGAGUUGAUUUUCUUAAUAUUUCAUUUAGCUAUCCGACAAGACCAGGUCAUCAGAUUUUGGAGAGGUUCAACUUAACACUGCCACCUGGCAAAACAAUAGCCAUUGUUGGGGAAUCUGGAGGAGGAAAGUCUACAGUAGCAUCCUUAAUGGAGCGUUUCUAUGACCCGACAAGCGGCGUAGUAAUGUUGGACGGACUUGACAUUCGAACUCUUGAUCUCUGCUGGCUUAGGGGACAAGUUAUUGGAUUUAUCAAUCAAGAGCCUGUUCUUUUUGGGGCAUCCAUCAUGGAGAACAUCCGCUUUGGAAAACCCGAAGCCACUGAUGCCGAGGUCUUUGAGGCUGCCAAACAAGCUAAUGCUCACCGCUUUAUUGAAAGUUUCCCAGACGGCUACAACACUGUGCUCGGAGAGCGAGGUGUGACUUUAUCAGGCGGCCAGAAACAGCGUGUCGCCAUCGCAAGGGCCCUCAUCAAGAACCCGAGCAUCUUGGUGCUGGACGAGGCCACCAGCGCCUUGGAUGCAGAGUCAGAGCGUGUGGUGCAGGAGGCUCUGGACCGGGCCACUCAGGGGCGCACAGUGUUAAUCAUUGCCCACCGCCUGAGCACCAUACAAGCAGCCGACCUCAUCUGCGUCAUGAGCAACGGGCGCAUCGUGGAAGCUGGAACUCACACUGAACUGCUGAGCCGAAGAGGACUUUAUUCUGACCUGAUCCGAAGACAGAGAGCUGAGGGGCAGAAAUGA